Molecule: messenger RNA, 489 nt
Organism: Gryllus bimaculatus (two-spotted cricket)
Lineage: Eukaryota; Metazoa; Arthropoda; Insecta; Orthoptera; Gryllidae
Source: the annotation of a GenBank genome assembly
CAGGUGAUCGCUUGCGCGCUGCUGAGCGCGCCCACCUCCACGCUUCACCACUGGCAGCACCACGUGGCGGCCGUGGGCAUCUUCCUCACGUGGCUGGAGCUGCUGCUGCUCGUGGGCCGCUUCCCCGUGUUCGGCCUCUACGUGCAGAUGUUCGCCACCGUCGCCCUCAACUUCGCCCGCUUCCUGCUCGCCUACAGCUGCCUGCUCAUCGCCUUCAGCCUCAGCUUCGGCGUGCUGUUCCCGGACUACAAGGCGUUCAGCCACGUGCUGUGGAGCCUGAUGAAGACGGUGGUAAUGAUGUCGGGGGAGCUGGAGUUCGAGGACAUCUUCUAUGGGGACACGAGCGUGGCGUACCCGGGCACGGCGCACUUCGUCUUCCUGGCGUUCGUGCUUCUGGUGACGGUGGUGCUCACCAACCUGCUGCUGGGACUCGCCGUCUCCGACAUCCAGGUGUGCAAGGGUUCGCCAUUGAAGGGCUUCCCGGAAUGA